CCAGACUGGCAGCUCUGAGGGAGGAAGAGAAGCAGAAGGGGAAGACUAUCAGCAGAGAGAUGAAGAGGAUUCAGGAGCAGAUCUCCUCUCUGUCAGACAGUAUCUCUGCUGUUGAAGAAGACCUUCAGAAAGACAACGUGUCGUUCCUCAGCAGUUAUAAAGCCACUCAGAGCAGAACCAGAGCCCAGAACUCACUGUCAGAUCCACAGCUGGUCUCAGGAGCUCUGAUAGAUGUGGCCAAACACCUGGGCAACCUGUCCUUCAGAGUCUGGGAGAAGAUGAAGGAGAAGGUCCACUUCAGUCCUGUCAUUCUGAACUCAAACACAGCACACCCUGAGCUCCAUCUGUCUGAUGAUCUGAUCAGUGUGAGAUAUGGAGACACAAAGCAGCAGCUUCCUGAUAAUCCAGAGAGAAACACUGAUUUCUCCAACGUUUUUAGGUUCUAAGGGCUUCAGCUCAGGGAAACACAGCUGGGAGGUGGAGGUUGGAGAUCAUCCAAAAUGGACUCUGGGUUUGGUCAAGGAGUCUGUGGAGCGAAAGGGAAUCAGAUGUACUUCGCCAGAA
Girardinichthys multiradiatus is the source of this 564-nucleotide messenger RNA. RefSeq names its product E3 ubiquitin-protein ligase TRIM35-like. The transcript has 2 exons. The coding region runs from base 60 to 446 and encodes 128 amino acids. The record is from RefSeq and is a predicted model, not a curated record. Lineage: Eukaryota; Metazoa; Chordata; Actinopteri; Cyprinodontiformes; Goodeidae.